AUGGUGGUGGGUGACGGCGACGGUGGUGGUCGGUGGUGGAGGUGGGUGGCUGUUGACGGCGGAGGCGGGGGUGGGUGGCAGCUGUGGCGCGUUGGUGGCGGGGGUGGCGGGGGUGGUGGGUGGUGGGUGGUGGCGAGUGACGGCGGGGGCGGAGGUGUGGAUGGAUGGAGGUGGGUGGUGGCGGGAGACAGCUGGGGUGGAGGUGGGUGGAGGUGGGUGGCGGUGGUGGUGGCGGCGGAAGUGGGUGACGGCGGCGACGGUGGUCACGGCGGCAACUAUGGCAGUAGUGGUGUCGCCCGUGAGUGA
Molecule: messenger RNA, 306 nt
Organism: Helianthus annuus (common sunflower)
Lineage: Eukaryota; Viridiplantae; Streptophyta; Magnoliopsida; Asterales; Asteraceae
Product: glycine-rich RNA-binding protein-like
Exons: 2
Coding region: 1-306 (101 amino acids)
Source: RefSeq, a predicted model, not a curated record